AUGGACGAUGCCACUCGGCGCCUCCGUGUAGUGUCUGGUCAUUUUCGCGUGGAAAAGCCGCCGUCAGCAUCCCGUUAUCCAUUUGACGUGAAGGAGCUGCAACGCAUCUUAGAUCAUGACAACCAUGAGCACCGGCAGGCAAUGAAGGAGUUCAUGAAUGACGACCUCUACGUUCCUCAGUACGACAUCAGCCUGCGUGACGAGCGCGAGCUGGCGCUGCAGCGGCUCAAGCGCGUGUGCCGCGCGGGGUUCAUCAGCGUUACGGAUUUCCGCACAAACCCAUUUCGCAUCUUUGCCGCGCACGAGGUCGCGGCGUUGUGCGACCCGAGCAUGGGCACUAAGAUGACAGUGCAGUUCAACUUGUUUGGCGGCACCGUGCUCAAGUUGGGCACCGAGCGCCACCACGGGGCCUUCCUUCGCGAUAUUGACCAGCUGGACGCGGUGGGCUGUUUCGCGCUCACGGAGCUGGGCUUUGGUAACAACGCCGUGGAGAUGCAGACUACGGCAGAGUACGACAAGGACACGCAGGAGUUUGUCAUCCACACUCCGGGAUCGCUGGCGCAAAAGUACUGGAUUACGAACAGCGCCGUGCACGCGCAAUGGGCAGUGGUGUUUGCCCAGUUGACAGUGGCUGCCCGCCAGGAGGGCAUCCACGGCUUCCUCGUCAGGAUACGCAACCCCGACAUGAGUGUAUGUCCCGGUGUACGGGUGGAGGACAUGGGCCACAAGAUGGGUUGCAACGGAGUGGAUAAUGGCAAGCUAUGGUUUGACCACGUGCGUGUGCCGCGUACGGCACUGCUGGAUGCGUUUUCCUCCGUGUCCGCCGAGGGUGUGUUUCGCUCGUCCAUUUCCCGCCCCCGCGACCGCUUCCUCCGUGUUGCCGAUCAGCUGCUGAGUGGUCGGCUGUGUAUUGCCGCCAUGAUGCAGUCCGGCAGCAAACUGGCACUCACGAUUGCGUUCAGGUACGCAGCCAGUCGGCUGUGUGUGGGUCCCGGGGGUCGCUCCGACACGCCCAUCCUGGCCUACCAGCUGCAGCAGCGGGCGCUCGUACCCCUGUUGGCCCGUACGGUGGCUCUGGCGGUGGGUCUGAACUACGUGAAGGAGCGGUGGGCCGCCGCGUCCGGGUUCGUGCCGGGACAGCCGAUUGACCCCACGACCAGCACUGAGGUUGUGGUGCUGUGUUGCGCCAUCAAGCCGCUGUGCUCCUGGAACAUUGAGGAGUGCGCCACCGUGUGCCGGGAGCGGUGCGGGGGACAGGGCUACCUGUCGUGCAACAGGUUUGGGUCCAUUUUGGGUUUCGCCCACGCGGGUAUGACUGCGGAGGGCGAUAACAGGGUUUUGAUGCAGAAGGUGGCCAAGGAGUUGCUGGGUUUGGCGGGGUCCCUGCCCUCCCUGAGGGAGAGGGUGGCGGGGGCGGCCACACCCGCGCUGUCGCCGCAACUCGUGGCCGCGCUGGCGGCUGGGCCCACGGGAGCUAACGCACUGGCAGUCCUUGGCGAUCUUGCCGUACUUCAGCGGCUGUUGGCUGUACGGGAGGGCCGGCUUGUACGGCAGUUGGCUGCGGCGAUGGCCGCCGCCAACGCUGCGGCGGGUGGGGCCCUGACGGCCCAAGAGUCCACGUUUGAUACCUGGAUGAAGAGGGAGAGCGACCUGGUGCAGGCCACCGCCUAUGCCUUUGCCGAGCGCGAGGUGAUGGACUCCUUACUGAGGACGCUGAGCGGCCGACAGCUCCCCGGCAACCAGCAGUCCCAGUGCCAGUCCCAGUGCCAGGCGGCUCUGUCGGGGGGGGUGGCGGCCGUGUUGACGGCGGUAGCCAGGUUGUUUGCCCUGCGCUGCGUGGAGAGCGACCUGCCCUGGUUCAUCGCGGAGGGGGAGCUGCCGGGCAAGGCGGGUCGUUCGGUUCCGGAGGCGGUUCGUGCCGCGGUUUCGGAGCUGUCCCCGCAGGCGUGUGAGGCGCUGGUGUCCUCCUUUGGCAUCCCCGACCACCUGGUAGCCGCCCCCAUAGCGGGAGACUGGUCCCGGUACAACAUGGUGGACAACAAGGGGGAGCUGUUUGGGGCGGAUGUGUGA
Messenger RNA from Volvox carteri f. nagariensis, 2070 nucleotides. RefSeq lists its product as uncharacterized. Gene Ontology annotation, molecular function: FAD binding; acyl-CoA oxidase activity; fatty acid binding. The transcript is spliced from 14 exons. NCBI's taxonomy places the organism in Eukaryota, Viridiplantae, Chlorophyta, Chlorophyceae, Chlamydomonadales, Volvocaceae. Gene Ontology annotation, biological process: fatty acid beta-oxidation using acyl-CoA oxidase; lipid homeostasis. The record is from RefSeq and is a predicted model, not a curated record. Gene Ontology annotation, cellular component: peroxisome. The coding region runs from base 1 to 2070 and encodes 689 amino acids.